AUGUUUCCAAGGCUUAACCAUGUAUUAGUUGUAGCCCUGAAGUCCUCAGCUCCAGUAACAACAGCUGUAUCGCUAUUGGCUGGCGUUGUUUCCCACCAUCUAGUUUUCCGACCGUUUGAGAUUGAUGGCUAUGCUUGGCAGCUAUUCUUUACAUAUCUCAUCACAAUUUUCGUCUUGAUCAUUGGCAAUGUAUACUUUGCUGGCUAUAGCGUUGUUCUGGCAUUGGCUCGCAGUUUACUCAUCGCAGCUGCGUACAAUGCAGGAGUUGUAACCAGUAUUCUCGUCUAUAGAGCCUUUUUUCAUCCUCUAAAACGGUUUCCAGGACCAUUUUUGGCUAAAGUUUCUCGAUUCUAUGCCAUGAAUCAUGCGGCAAAGCAGGUACAAGCUUACAAAGACAUCCAAAAUCUCCAUGCAGAAUAUGGGGAUAUUGUUCGAGUUGGCCCCCGCGAACUAUCCAUCAACCGGCCGUCUGCUAUCAAGGUCAUCUACGAACACCCCACACGAACAACAAGAUCGCCUUGGUACGCACAGGUAUCGAAUGACGUAACCAAGAUAUCUCUAAACUCGACUCGGAUUCUGAAGGUGCACAAACUUCGUAAGAAGGCUUGGGAGAGGGGAUUUGGCUUUCGAGCCCUGGCUGUCUAUGCACCACGGGUAAAAGCCAAGGUAGAUCUUUUGCUAUCGAAAAUUGCGGAACACGGUGGUCGCCCAAUUGACAUGACUGAAUAUGCCAUGUUUUUCGGAUUUGAUGUCAUGGGAGAUAUUGGAUUUUCCAAAGACUUCUAUAUGCUCGAAUCCGGGAGCGAGCACCCGGCCAUCAAAGGCGUUCAUGAUAGCAUGCUGGCUAUUGGCGUUCUGGGAACAGCGCCAUGGUUAUUGUCUAUGAUCUCGAAAGUGCCAGGAGCGGCAGCGGGCUUUUCUCGAUUCACCGCAUGGUGCCACCAGCAACUUCAGGAGAAGCCGGCAAUGUUUAAAGACCGAGAUCCGCAAGAUGUCAUUUCUUGGCUGAUCAAAGCGUUCAAUGAAGGCGAUUCGUCAGCCCCUCCUGGCGAGAUGGCUAUGCAAGAGGAUGCUCGUCUCUUGAUUAUUACUGGAAGCGAUACAACAAGUGCCGUUAUAACUAAUGCGCUUUAUUUUCUCGCGAAAAACCCCGAUAGCUAUCGACGACUUCAAGCAGCAGUCGAAGAGCAAUCUCCGCCAGGCAUCAAUGACUGGAAGUAUGAGAAAAUUAUCCCUUAUGUAGACUAUGUCAUUCAGGAGACACUGCGACUCAAGCCUUCAGUUCCAGGAGGCCUACCUCGAGUAGCGCCUCCACAGGGUCUGAUGAUUGACGACGACUUUAUUCCGGGCGGCACAGUUAUUUCGGUCCCGACUUACACAAUACAGCGAGACCCGCGUUUCUGGACAGACGCGCACGACUUUAGACCGGAAAGAUGGGAAGAUCUGUCUACUGAAAAGGCUCCGUGGAUUCCAUUUACUCGAGGCCAAUGGGCUUGUCCGGGCAGAAAUUUCGCCAUGAUGGAGCUUCGGAUGGUCAUUAGCCGGAUCGCACUGGAGUAUAAUAUUGCGAUUGCUGAAGAGGAUCUCGGAGAGAGGUUUGACAAGGAGGUCAAGGAUACCUUUACUUUGACUCUUCCACCACUACGGCUGGCUUUUAGCCCUAAAUAA
Molecule: messenger RNA, 1668 nt
Organism: Trichoderma atroviride IMI 206040
Lineage: Eukaryota; Fungi; Ascomycota; Sordariomycetes; Hypocreales; Hypocreaceae
Source: RefSeq, a predicted model, not a curated record